UUAGUGUUUUCUUCAUAGAUUCCCCUCCGAUUUCCUGAUGCCCCAAAUACAGCAAUGAAUGGAUUACACGCUUUUCUGCCUGGGAAUAAAAUGUAACUUGAUAAGAUAUCGUCUUUUGCUUCAGGUUUCUAAAUAAGUGAACAUGGGUAUCGUUUUGAAGGAAAUUAGAUUUGGAUGUUUCUUCACUACGUUUUAAGAAAAACUGAUAUAAGACGCAUAUUGAGAAAGAGUUGGAUGAAUUAUACCCACAAGAAUGCUAGUCAGUCCUUCAUCAUGGUCAAGUGCAUGUCUCCCAGAACUGAGCAGACAUAUAAAGCUGCUUUGAAGAGAGCCAACCAAACCAAGACUUUGAAGAACACGUUGAUGGCGUUGAACAUUCUUUGAUGUCUUCCUACGAGAAUUGGCAGCAUUCGGUUGGGUCAUGUACAGGCAGCUCUAAGAGCUUGUGGAAGGGCUAUAUAGCUUUCGUCGCACACCUGAGUCAGAUUGCCUGUAAAAGAAGUGUACAGUCAGCAACAAAAGCGUGGAAGGAUGUUAUCAUUUGUAUCAUGUCCUUACUGAAGUUGUCAGCGUUCUAACAAAAGGAGAAAACAUGUUUUACGAGGCUGACUAGGAGAUCCAACGUAUUAUUGCAAGCAUAAAAAAGCUACCAGGUAUCAAUUAUUGAACUGCCCCAUAGGAACAUACAUGUACAUAUAUCCAUGUAUUCUAUUUCGACUGCUUUUCAAGAGCUUACGGAGGAGAGCUACUUAAAUCUGUCUCAUUGCUUGUACAUUUCUAUGCUUUACAUGUGAUAUCAACUGUAUUUCUUUUAGCUUUUAUAUUUCUGUAAUACCAUUAUUUAGUGAAGUUAUACUUGGUAAUUCGGGAGAUGAAUUUCAAUGGGAGAAUGAAGUAUCUUAUGAAAAGAAUUUUAAAAGCUUUGACAGAUACAUGUAGUUUGGAGGGCAGAUUUAGUGAUGUAAAUGAUGCUGUAAAAAUAUGCAACGAAGACUGUUGAUCUUACACCCUGAGAUCACUGGAAGAGGCUUCUGGUACUCAAUUCCCAUAAAAGUGAUAAUGAUAUUACUCAAAUACUUUUGAUAGUAGAAAUCAAUAUUACUGAUCAUUUUGAUUUCAAUACAUACAGUACAUUAUGAAUUAUAAUCUAUUAUUAUCAUCAUAAAACUGUAGAUACUAUUGUUAAUCAUUGUGAUAACAUUUAAUGAUGUUUUGUAGAGUUUGGUGAUGAGAUGGUAGACUCAUUACCGAGAUAAAUUGCUGUGAAAUGAACUGUAAGUAAAUCUAGUUGAAAAGGAUGGACAAUAUUGUAAAAAUAUGCUUUGCAUGAUAAGUAAUCGUCACGGAAGUCAGCUCAAAGUAUCUGAAGAAAUCUAAAUGCUUUUAUUAAGAGUUGUUUGUGACUUUUAAUUAUGAUAGAUGUUUAAAAACAUUAGUUUUCAUAUCAAAUUUGUGCUUUUUAGCCGUAAAGUUUAUGAAAUAUCUGGGAGCACUAUAAAUAAGCUGUACCAAACUCGAUGUCCAACUGUUCUGUCUCUGGUCGAUCUCGUAUUGUGGACUUCGAAAUGGGAAAUGGGAUUUUCGCAGAUGAUGAAUGGAGAAACAAACUCAAGUCGUCCUCAAGGACAUUUCUCAUGACAAUUCAGUUACACUCUGAUUGGAAUCCAGAAAAGGCUGUCUAUUAAUGGAACAGAUGUGCAUAGAGGAUACCUAGUUUCAUGGAGUCCAAGAGGGGGUUUGUUACUUUGUAGAGGGAAUUCUUUGAAGUAAAUGAGCUUGAGGUCAUCGAGGAAGAAUAUGGGGGAACUGCAAAUGAAGAAAACGAAGGAGAAAAACAAAAGUACUAUGACUCGGAUGAUUCUGACCUCUCAGAUUUAGAUGGUUACAUGCAUGAUUCUGACAUCUGACAUCAGUGAAGAACGUGAUUGAAAUAUGACGUGUAAUACAAAAGAAUGUAAUGUAGUCAUCAAUAAAAAGUGCAUGUUAAAAUGUAUUAAUACAUUUUUGAUUGUGUGAAAUUGAAAAACUGAAAUUGAUUAACUGGAUAUGCAGGGUACAACAACAAAUGUUACAAUUAAAUUUUAUAAGUAAAUUCAUCAUGUAAAAUAAUAAAGAUCACAAAACUGAAAAUCAGCACGAAAGGUCAUAAAAUUUUUGGGCAUGUUUUCAUACUCAAAUUCAAACUCCAAAUCGUACUCAUACUCAAAAGUGAAGGUUAUAAAACUUUUAUAAAAUCAUUCUCAUACUCAAAUGGAGUACAUGCUCAAGAUUUUUCAAGUAUGUUUCGAAGCUUGCUCAGAGUUGUACUCAAAACAAACAUGGCUGAGUUUGAGUAUGAGUAUGGUAAAAGUUUUAUAACCUCCAGGCCAGGUCUGACAACUUUUUCCUGUAGUCAGCUCUGUGAAUGGCUCAUAUUUUCGUUGAGUUUUCACCGUUGCUUCAUGCUAGAUAUAUCUAAAUAUUAAUGUUCUGAAGAUUACAUUAUGAAGAAACAAGGAAGACUCAUUUAAAAAAAAAAAAAAAAAAGCUUUCCUUUUUUCAAAAUCACUGUCAUGGAAAUAACAUCAAUGUAGCGAUACCUCAAGUUUCAUGCUACACGCAGCUCCUUGAGGGAAAUCUGACAUACCAGAGAGCUACAGAUCCACCUCUUAUAAAUAAUUUUGUUGCACCUAUGUUCUCCAAAAAUCGUGUUUGCUGUCCGAUCAGCGCAUAUCUUCCGCAAAAUGACCGUACGGGGAACCUGUAACACCUUUCACGACAUCGCUACGGACUUGCGAUGUUUGAAAAUGUGUAUACCUUUCAACUAAACAAAAUGGUAGAGGACACGGAACCCGUGACUUCGUACGAAAAUCGCCGUCUGUCAUCCUACAGAAAGGAAGAUACGGCCAUGUAACGGGCUCCAUAGGACCAUCGUAGGAGAAAUGUAAAUUAGGCUUUAGAGCUACAUGCAUCUUCAAUCUGUCCUAGGCAUUAAAUCUUGUAUUCUUGGAUAUCAAAUUUAUCCAAGACAGUCGUUCGUUAAUAAGAUUUAUGUUUCUAAAAUCAUAACUUAACCUGAUGUGCUUGUGAAACACUGCUUCCCUUAUGACCAAUCUCCAGAUAAUGAAGUCAACAUUUUGCUACCUAAAGAGAGGCCUUGUCAAAAGGACUACACAUCUGAAAGCUCUAUCACCAUCUAUUCAAAAGUUACGGCCAAGCACAGGGGCUACUUAUCCAUUUUGUUCUCAAUCUAUAUCUAUCUAUCUAUCUAUCUAUAUAUAUAUAACAAGGGAUGACUCGAAAAUAGGACACCGGUUUUAAAUAAAGCUCAAAAUCACCUUAGUUCCAAGAAACAGAUCGAAUCUCCCUAUCCAAAGAGCGUUAAACAUCUUCUAAAACAAGUCCAAUCCUUUCAUAUUUAUUUUAAUGAGUUUUAUAGACGAAAAUAAUUCAAGCUGUCUGCAUUGUCACCGAUCACGCACAAGAAAAGAUAACUCCUACAAUGAAAUUAACUUCCAGGUCUCGGAUUGUUGAUAUAUAUAUACGAGUAGAAUGAAAGACUCAGAUUUUUUAAAUUUUGUUUUUUGCACAAAUUACGGUAAACAGAAUUUUUUUCUUUGGCAGGUAAUAUUUUAUUUCAGCCUGAUUUUAAAUGCAGUGUACAACACCCCCGUCUAUAAAACGUAUUAAGUCAAACAUGAAAGGAUUGGGCAAUAGUUUCAUUGUAGGAGUUAUCUUUUUGAUAUUACCGGAAAUAUAAUAAAUAGUAUGAAUAUGUAUUUAUAGCAAACAUAUCAAUAAAAAAUGGACAUAACUUUACUACCAUUUGAUGUUCAAUUUUAAUUUAUCUUCAGCAAUAUCGUAUUCCUUGGAAUGAGGCAAUGAGCCGCGUUAAACAGCCUGAUGACAACAUAUACGUAAAAGUCGUCAUCAUAGGAGACAGCAAUGUUGGAAAAACUUCCAUAGCUCAGAGAUUCGUCGAUGAUACUUUUCAUGAACAUACUUCUAACUCCGUUGGGGCUAGCUACUUCGUGAAACAUCUUGAAAUAGAGGACAGGAAGGUUUAUUUUCAGAUAUGGGACACUGCAGGGCAGGAGAAUUUCAGGUCCCUCGUUCCCAUGUAUCUGCGGAACGCAAAAAUUGCACUCCUUGUAUAUGAUAUUACAUCAAUGAUAUCGUUCCUGAAUUUAGAAGUCUGGCGAUCUGACCUUUUAACAGCAGAGCCUGGAGUUACUGUAGCAGUUAUAGGAAACAAGUCUGACCUCAAAGACAACAGAGAAGUAGAAGUCAGGAAAGGACAGGACUUUGCCAGUAAACGUGGAAUGUUAUUCACAGAAACUUCUGCGAAAAGAGGCACGAACGUGGAAGAGAUAUUUUUUGAGCUAGGAUCACAAAUUUUGUUGAAUGGCACCCAAGGGCUGAACAUGGAAACUGUUCGAGUAGGACCUAGUGAAGGAAUAGAGAGAAAAAUCAGGAAUUGCUGCUCAUAAUAUAAACUCAUCUGUCGGAUUUUGUAUAUCAAUAAAACGCAUGUAUCUACUAAACGAAUUGAUGUCUUUAGAAUAGUACUUACUUUAAAGUGAUUAUACCCGCACUUUCUCAGGAAAGUUCGGAUUCAGUGUAUAUUGUUGUUACCCAGGUCCGUCCGUUUGUCUGUCACAUGUUUUCUUCCUCAAACUCCUUUUGUUUGAAGUAGUAACCAAUUAAGAUGUCCUGUAGAUGCGCAUUGCGGUUUUAGAAUUUUCAAUCUUACACUGGUGGUCGAAAACGUUGUUUUUUUCUACAAAACCCUGGUUUCCCAAACUCCUCUUACAUUUUACAUAGUUUCCAAAUCAUCUUUAGAAGGUAAUUGGUUCCAGAACUCCUCUUACAUUUUAUGCAGUACAUGUAGCUAAAACAUCUUAUGGAAGAUGAUUGGUGGUGUCCUUUUAAUCACUGUUCGUUAUCUUCACCUUUCAUGUGCAAUAAGUUUUCGGAAUUUUUCACCUAAAGGGGCAAAUGGGAUGGAAAAACGACGGUCAAAAACCUGGUGCUUAGUGCAUUGUGUCAUGUGCAACAAGAACAUAUUUGCUUUAAGGACUGGAACCUCCACCAUUUUAAAGGUCUUUGAACAAUCAAAAAAUGAUAGGGUUUGGAAUGACCCCAAGGCACUUGCCCAUCAGAAUACUCAAUGCAUUUUAAUAAGUGCAGCAGGAAUAUAUUAUGGUUUAGGGGUCAGGAUAAUGUAAAUAUAUUUCAACAAGUAUGAAAUAAGGUUUGGGAUGACCCUAGGCCACUUGCCCAAUAGAAUACUCAAUGCACCUUAACAUAUGCAGCAAGAAUACUAGUAUAUAUACAAUAUACACAUGUAGUAUAGGGUAGGUUAUGUGGUAACUAUUGUGUCUUCUUUGCUGAUUAAAUAAGCAUAACGUAUUUAAAAGCAAACACUUGCGUGCGGGUAUUACUGUCUUAUGGCAGCAUGUAAUUUGAUCAUUCGUUCUUCAGUAAAUGUGCAUGAAAUGUUGCUUCAACAGCUUUAGUAAACAAACAACAUGCAUUUUAUAUAAAUCGUAUGUUAUUUCGAGUUUUAUAUGAAUACGUGUGCCUGUUGUGCAUCACAAGGAACACCCAUAGGCAUCUGCUUGACUAUUUAUACAUACAUAACCAUUCUAUGCAUAGAGAUUAAUUGUUCAAAUACUGAAUAAAAAUGUCAUUGUCUUGUAGAAUUAUUUUAAGCUUUUUGUUGGUUGUUUUUAAAUUAGUCCAACCUGCCUCUAAGAAUUUACUUUUGUGUUCAAAAGCUGUAUAUAUUUGACUUUUGACAAGUCUCACUACACGUGAUUUAUGAUCUUGUCCGCAUUGUACAGUUUCUAAGCAUAUCUUUGCUAUUUCGAUUUCGAAGUCACAUUUGUUUCUACUGAUUACGUGCAUCAUGACAAGUAAGUAUCCGUUGCAGCAAUUGACACCAUCUGAUGCUAGGGCUUCAGGUAGCUACCAGCUGUAUAUAUUGCAGUGACCAAAACUUUAAAAAAAAUGUUUGCGAGUCCGAACCAGUACAUAAACAUACAAAUCACGACCAUACAAUGAUUGACCUCAUCAGUUUUUUAAAAUUAAUAUUUGCACUGAGUUUUGCGGUCAUUGCGCAAGCACGACCUGGACUUAUUUGCUAUGAACCCCCGUGUUUUAAUAUGCAACAUGGACAUCGUGAAAAACAGUAUUUACCACCGCCCGACGAAGUAAUUGUUCAUGAUCAAAAACGGGUGUAUAGACCACCAACUAAACCCGACUGGAAUCGAGGUCAUAAACGGGUGUACAGACCACCGACCGAUUCCGACUGGAUCAACGGAGGUGUACCCCAGAAACGGGUGUACAGACCACCGACCGAUCCCGACUGGACUAACGGAGGUGUACACCAGAAACGGGUGUACAGACCACCGACCGAUCCCGACUGGACCAACGGAGGUGUACACCAGAAACGGGUGUACAGACCACCGACCGAUCCCGACUGGAUCAACGGAGGUGUACACCAGAAACGGGUGUACAGACCACCAACCGAUCCCGACUGGAUCAACGGAGGUGUACAUCAGAAACGGGUGUACAGACCACCGACCGAUCCCGACUGGAUCAACGGAGGUGUACACCAGAAACGGGUGUACAGACCACCGACCGAUCCCGACUGGAAUCAUGGCAAUAAACGGGUGUAUAAACCAUCGGCUGAUACCGACGGGCAACACGAUCAGAAAAGAGUGUACAGACCCCCACCUGGCCCAUUUUCCAAUUCAGAUGACGUAUAAUAAAUGCUCGAAAUUUUGAAAUAAAAGGUCUGAUUAUAUUUGUAUUGAU
Ostrea edulis (European flat oyster) is the source of this 6801-nucleotide messenger RNA. RefSeq lists its product as uncharacterized. Gene Ontology annotation, molecular function: GTP binding; GTPase activity. The record is from RefSeq and is a predicted model, not a curated record. Bases 3861 to 4469 code for a protein of 202 amino acids. The transcript has 10 exons. Lineage: Eukaryota; Metazoa; Mollusca; Bivalvia; Ostreida; Ostreidae.